UAAUUAAUAUUCCGUCGCGGUCAUGACCAAGACGACGAAGAAAGACGACGACAAAGCCCGGCCCGCUUCCAGGCAAGAAGAAGAAGAAGAAGAUGCCUUCUUCGUCCUUCCAACGCCUUCUCACCAAACAUCCGAUGUCCCCUCCACCUUCUCUCGUUCCCCUAUAUAUACUGCCGUGAGUAGUUCCAUCACCAAGCUCGUGCGCAUUCCUCCACCUAGCUAGCUUCCCGGCCGCCUUCUUCUUCUUCUUCUUCUUCUCCGGCUUGCCCCUGCUAAGAAUCUUGAACGCUUUCUCCUGCUGAUUCGAUUUGAUUCCUCGAGGCCCAAUUAACAACGGCGGCGGCGGCCAUGGAUGAGCAGUGGGCGACGACCGGGCAGCAGCCUUCCCUGAGCCUGGGCCUCACCGUCGGCGCCGUGCCCAUGAGGCGGGCCGCUGCGCCGGCGGCCACCACCAGGGUUCUCGUCGAGGAGGACUUCAUGUCCGUCAAGAAGGGCAACCACGAGGUCGAGGCGCUGGAGGCGGAGCUGCGGCGCGUGGGCGAGGAGAACCGGCGGCUGGGCGAGAUGCUCCGCGCGCUCGUCCACAAGUACGCCGACUUGCAAGCCAAGGUCACCGCCAUGGCGGCGGCCGCGGCGGUGCAAGCGGAAGCCAAUAACAACAACCACCAGCAGUCGUCGACAACCGCGUCCGAGGAGGGCGGCGGCUCCGCGGCGUCCCCGUCCAGGAACAAGCGCGUCCGCAGCGACGACGGCAGCGGCGCCGGCGCCGGAUUCGUCACCGUCGCCGCCGUCGCCGACCACACCGAGUGCACGUCCGCCGCCGCCGCCGUCAAGGUCAACAGCGGCAGCAAGGUGUCCCGGCGCUUCGUCCACGCCGACCCCGCCGACCUCAGCCUCGUGGUGAAGGACGGGUACCAAUGGCGGAAGUACGGGCAGAAGGUGACCAAGGACAACCCGUGCCCCAGGGCCUACUUCCGGUGCUCCUUCGCGCCGGCGUGCCCCGUCAAGAAGAAAGUGCAGCGCAGCGCCGACGACAAGGCGCUGCUCGUCGCCACCUACGAGGGCGACCACAACCACGCCCAGCCGCUCGCCACCGGCACAGCCGCCAAGAACUCCGCCUCCAAGCCCGCGCCGCCGCUCGGGCUGCAAGAGCAGCAGCGGAAGCAGCAGCAGGAGGCGGCGGCGAUGGCGGCGGAGCGGGAAACGGCGGAGAGGAAGAACCUGGCGGAGCAGAUGGCGGCGACGCUGACGAGGGACCCGGGGUUCAAGGCGGCGCUCGUCUCCGCGCUCUCCGGCCGGAUCCUCGAGCUCUCACCGGCAAACAACUGAUAGAGAGAGAUCCGGCCGUUGAGGGAUCAGGAGAGAUUAACUGUAUAUAAUUACUCGAUUAGCUCUGCAUGCUGCAUAGAAUUGUGCGACAUUUUUAGUAGCAGUAGGUUAAAGAUUACACAUUCCUGAGGAGGGAUUGAUAUUACAUUUUUCAUUAUUCCUGUAAUCUCGGCAAUCAAUUGAUCCAUUUAUUAGGAGAGAACCCGGUUAUUCGAACAGAAAAUUGUUGCUAUAUAUUCUUGGAGAGCAAUGUAAUCAGUGGCGGAGCCGGAAACUGUAAAAGAAUGGUGCUAAAAUAGGACUAAUGGUGCUAAACUUGUGGAUUUUCCAUACUUAUAAACAAAAUACUUAAUA
Molecule: messenger RNA, 1683 nt
Organism: Brachypodium distachyon (stiff brome)
Lineage: Eukaryota; Viridiplantae; Streptophyta; Magnoliopsida; Poales; Poaceae
Product: WRKY transcription factor WRKY28
Exons: 2
Coding region: 349-1329 (326 amino acids)
Biological process (GO): regulation of DNA-templated transcription
Molecular function (GO): DNA-binding transcription factor activity; sequence-specific DNA binding
Source: RefSeq, a predicted model, not a curated record